AUGGAUGAAGGAUAUUGGACGUUUAAACAGCUACGAAAAAAGAUGGAGGAGAACGGACAGACGUUCAAGGAAUAUCCAGACGGAAGGGUAAAGAUUGACCUCGAUAGUGGGACAAAGACGGUGGGACUUCGGAAUCUCACGGGAAUUUUGGGAUACCGAUCCUCCAACGGUCCUAUAUACACCCCACACAUCAGCGACCGUCCCGUGGAUAUUCACGAUGGUCUGCGAUACAUCACGGUCAGCUGUAAUCUCGUGAACCGCGAGUACAACAUCGGAAAUCGGAGUACCAUCAUCACCUCCCUUCCUAUCGACGGAACCACGCCUCUUUUCGGAACCGUGACCAAGUACAAUGACAUCGAAAGUCAGGUACGGGUGGACGCUGGAAGGUACAACGAAAUCCGGUUUGAAAUCGGAUCCAACACCGGAGUUGUUCCGGGAGAUGUUUUGUUAGAACUUUACAUCAAAUAAAACAAUGAGUGAGGAUAUCUUUCGCAACUACUACGGGUUUUGCUGGAAAUGUCCCAGGAAGAUGAGGAGGACUACAACUCGGGCGCAAAGUGUCAUCUUUGCUCGAAACAGAUUUAUUCGGACAGCAACUGGAUGUACCUAAAAGUCCGGGACCACUGUCAUUUUACGGGAAAGUACCGUGGAGCAGCACACAGCAUCUGCAAUCUGAAAGCAAGGAAACCGGAUUUUAUUCCAACAUUAUUUCACAAUCUUGAGGGUUACGACCGAGUUUAGCGGUGAACGGGGAGAACGUGACAAGCAUUCCCCUGAAUGAACAAAAGCACAAGAGCCUAUCCAAAGAAAUCCUACGAUAUCAUGUUCCUGGAAAGGAAGGUGGGAAAACAAGGGCUUUUAAUCAAAGGUUUAUCGACAGCACCAACUUCCUGCAAUCUUCCUUACAAAAACUGGCAGAGAACAUGUCGGAAGAUGAAUUCAAUUAUUUGGAAAAAUUCGUCGGAAAGGACCCGGUCCUAAAGCAAAAGGGUGUAUUUCCUUAUGAAUACAUCGACAGUGCUUCCUCCCAAGGAGGACGUUUUCUCAUCGUUGACGAAAAGGACAUUUCCGACGAGGAUUACGCCAGAGCACAGGAGGUGUGGGAAAGAUUUGGGUGUAAGACACUCUGGGACUACUCGGAGGUCUACCUCAAAACAGAUAUCGCUCUUCUGACAAACACAUUCGACGACUUCAAGAAAAUGGCUAAGA
This is a messenger RNA of Paramuricea clavata, 1209 nucleotides long. NCBI's taxonomy places the organism in Eukaryota, Metazoa, Cnidaria, Anthozoa, Malacalcyonacea, Plexauridae. The record is from the annotation of a GenBank genome assembly.